Messenger RNA from Ruditapes philippinarum (Manila clam), 2890 nucleotides. RefSeq names its product spermine synthase-like. The record is from RefSeq and is a predicted model, not a curated record. Gene Ontology annotation, molecular function: spermine synthase activity. Gene Ontology annotation, biological process: spermine biosynthetic process. Lineage: Eukaryota; Metazoa; Mollusca; Bivalvia; Venerida; Veneridae. The transcript has 10 exons. The coding region runs from base 130 to 1089 and encodes 319 amino acids.
AGAGUUACAUACAUAACACCUGCCAUUUUUAUAUUUGCAGAUCUUUGGAACAAAAUACAAACAAUACCAUGUUCAGUCAUAGACUCGCAGACGACUCCUGUGCUUGUAAAUGUUCCAAAUGGAAAUAAAAUGUUGGUUGCCACAGGCGACGAUGGAAGUCACUGCGUGAUGCACGUGUACAGUCAUGGCCUUGUCACUAUUGAUAUUCAAUAUGACCUCACUUCCGAUGAUGCCAAAAAGAGACUGAGCUAUAUUGCCUUCUCGAAAAACAAAGGUAUAGAGUCCGAAAUACAGACUUUACUUGGAAAGAAAUGCCUAUAUACACGAAGCGUUCCGUCCGCGAUAAAGAGAGGAAAGAUUUGUCCAUAUUUCCAACUGGGGGAUGAUAGGCUAUGGGAGAUUCAUCAAACAACACAGCUUGUGACAGAAGUAAACUCGCCCUGGCAGAAUAUAAAGAUUUACAAAACACCGGAUUGUGGAAACAUGCUCUGUCUUGAUGAUGAAAUAAUGAUAGCGGAAUCAGACAACAUCUACACGUUGACGUUACUUGGCAUCAACAGAAACGUGUAUAAAGAUAAAACUAUUCUUAUCCUGGGAGGUGGAGACGGUGGUCUUCUUCAUGAACUGCUAAAAAUGUUACCACAAUAUGUCCUUAUGGUGGAAAUAGAUAAAGAGGUAAUCAACGCAUGUCGCAAACAUUUACGUGGUGUGUGCGGAGAUACUCUCGACAAUCUAGAUGGUCAUAAUUACAAGAUCCGUAUAGAAAAUUGUGUGAAUGUGCUGAAAGAACUCGCCGAGGAAAAUCAAAAGUUUGAUUACGUCAUCAACGAUUUAUCCGAAUAUCUUUUAGAUACAGAAAAGGGUCACGACAACGACUUCACAACAACAGCGAUUAUCCUCGAACGCUCAAUGAAAGUACUGAAUGUUGGUGGUAAAUAUCUAUCACGAGGGGACAGUGAGAGUAACGUGCCAUCGAUUGAAUCGUUCGGCAGAGAUGUUACUGAAAAUGGAUUAAACUUCAAGACAUUCAAAAUAGAUGUACCUUCUUUUAAAGAAAAAUAUUGUUUAUUUGAAGUGUGGCGUGCAUAGCAGAAUUGAUUCUGAUUGGAAUUAGCUUUAUGAGAUUUUGCACUAAAAAAAUAAAUACAUUUUAACCACUAGAAAACACUUUUGCACUAUAAAAGGGGUUGUACUGAAAGGCCCAUUAUGUCCAAGAAAAGACUAUUUUUAUUUCUCAAAAGCUUUUUAUUUUAUAAUUUUGAAGUUCCCAAAAAGUUACUCAUUAGGCGAUUACGUGAACCAUCUAUUCCUCCUAAUGCUUUUAGGCAUUUAGUAGUUAUAGUGAUUCUGCAUUUUGUAUGGGACUCAAAAUACUUCUUUGUUUACAUUUUGCUCCUUUUAUUACAAAUUAUUUCACAUUUAGUGCUACUUUCUUCAGGUAAUAACUGCAGCAUCUACCUGGCUCUAAGACCAUUUAAGCGUUAUAUAAUUCAUGUUUGCCAUUCCGAAAGAAGUAAAUAUUUAUUCUUUUCUAAGACAUAAUUUGCCUUUAAACAGACCAAUGUCUUUAUAAUUUAAAGACCCUGCGCGCAGACUUUAUAAAAACCUCAAAUAUACUUAUGGCCAAAUAACUACAUGUAAUAGAAAGUAAAGAGGUUUCAGUACCAUGUAUGAUUCAUUAUGAUUAUGUAACAUAAAAAAUAUCUCCGAUCUCCAUGUACACUUGGUUUCAUGCAGACCAACAAAUCACGAUAAAAGAUACCAUCCAAUAUAUAAGAUAUUAUACCGUCCAAUAUAUAAGAUAUGAUACUAUCCAAUAUAUGAGAUAUGAUACCAUCCAAUAUACAAGAUAUGAUACCAUCCAAUAUAUAAGCUAUGAUACUAUCCAAUAUAUGAGAUAUGAUACCAUCCAAAAUACAAGAUAUGAUACGAUCCGACAUACAAGGUAUGAUACUAUCCAAUAUAUAAGAUAUGGUACAAUCCAAUAUAUAAGAUAGGAUACAAUCCGAUAUAUAAGAUAUGUAUAAGAUAUGAUACCAUCCAAUAUAUAUAUGAUAUGAUACUACCCAAUAUAUAAGAUAUGAUACAAUCCAAUACAUAAGAUAUGAUACAAUUAUAUAUAUAAGAUAUGAUACUAUCCAAUAUAUAACACUCCUUUCUCACUACCUAGUAAAAAACAAAGGUAAAUGUUUACUUAUAGAAAUUUUAUCAUUUUAUAGCAUUUUGAUUGAAUAUUUUAUAAUAUCAUAUACUUUAUUUAAGAAACAGUCAAUCUAUUUCACUUCACAUUGCAUAUUUCAUAAUAAUUAUUUUUCAUACAAACAGAAAAUUCUAAGAAACCUCAGGUAAUAUCUACUCUAAAUUUAAAGGUUUAAUUCAUCUAAUUUAGAAAAUAUUUUGAUUCAUUGAAGUCCUUAAAGGGACUCCACUGAGGGUUGUUUUUACAUGACAGCAUGUAAAAUAUUUUUCUGAAAUUUAUGUACCAAUUGAUUUAGAUCUUAUCCAAUAACUUGUAUGCAGUUCAUUUCCUCACCCUGUUUCUCCAGAAUAAUAUUUUCAUUGUAAAAAAUGGCCCAAAAAUAAAAGGUGUUGCAACGCCUUUCACAACAUGUUGAUUAAGAAACGCAUACAUAAAGAUUUUCAAUUUAAAUCUGAGUAUAUUUCUUUGUUAUCCUUUGCAAAUGUUUCCAUUAUAAGUGCUUCACUUGAUAUUUGUAAGAUUUUCAAAUUUUAUGCUUUUAUGCCUAUGAAUAUAUCAACUAAAAUAAUGGGAGUAUAUAAUAACACUUUGCUAUGCACAAUUUAAGCAGCAUUGAUUUAUCAUUUUGUAAUAUUCAUAUGCAAUUUGUAUCAUUGUAUUUUUAUAUAAAAAAUAAACAGUAAAGUAAAA